Messenger RNA from Ceutorhynchus assimilis (cabbage seed weevil), 2910 nucleotides. Lineage: Eukaryota; Metazoa; Arthropoda; Insecta; Coleoptera; Curculionidae. The record is from the annotation of a GenBank genome assembly.
AUUCGAUAUCGAGACAAUUGGACUCGACUCGUAAAAUAGAAUCCGGGGGCUGAUUGACCGGAUCACCCAGUUAAUGAACUUUGUCUUUUUUCAAUCAUGUUUAAUAAAGAAAGAGAAACGACAAACAGCUGGGAUCGGGCUAAUCGUGUUAGCGUUUCCGAAAAGGCGUACCAUGACUAGGUAUUUUUCUCUUUUACAUGUUGGUAGAAAGAGAGGCAAAUACACGUUGCUGUCAUCAAAAUGAUUAUAUCCACUGCCCGUCUCUGUACUCACAUAACCUACAAAUAUAAAAAAUAACCGGCUACCUCACUUUCACUUCCCAAUUACAAAAGUUUAAUAAAAAAAUAACAAUAAACAAAAACAAAACGAAAAAUACCGAAGUGUGUUGGCUUUCCUUAAUGACGGUCAUAUUAUGAGUGUCAUUUUUGUGAUGUGAUGCGUGCUGUCACCUAUGGGUGUCCCAAGUCAUUACCAUACAUUUGCCAAUGUUUUUUUUGUUGCAAAUUUAUUUAUGUAUUUGCACACACAUGCAAGAUUUUUAAUUUUCAGUAUCACGUUUUAAUUUGAUGGUCGAAUCUUUGGCGACACACACAUAAUGGGAGGCAAACAUUCAUCAAUUGAUCCAAAGGAUAUUGAUGUUCCAAAACUAGAAGACUUUUUGAACAGGGAUUCUUAUUUACGACCAUAUGAAAACGAAAUUCGACGCCGUUAUGGAGUGUACCUGGAUUACCUGGAGGCGAUAAAGGACAUUGGUGGAGGAAUAGAUCAUUUUACACAGGGCUAUAAAACUCACGGCCUUAUUGUUAACCCUGAUAAUUCUAUUACCUGCUUGGAAUGGGCUCCUGGAGCAAAAGGACUAUUUUUAACAGGAGCAUUUAACAAUUGGGAUCGUUCGAGUCAUCCCUAUAAACAAUUGGAAUAUGGAAAAUGGAAACUGAUUUUACCUGCCAGACAUGGAAAACCCGCUAUUGAUCAUUUAUCUGAACUGAAAAUUGUUGUUCUAACUGAAAAUGGCAACAAAGAAGAUAGGCUCUCCCCUUGGGCUCCAUACGUGGUAGAACCACCCAAAUCAGAAGGUACAAUUUAUAAACAACUCUUCUAUAAUCCUCCUGAAAAAGAACGAUAUGUUUUCAAAAAUCAAAGACCACCAAGGCCGAAAAGUCUUCGCAUCUAUGAAUGCCAUGUCGGCAUAGCUACUCAGGAACUCACAGUUGGUAGCUAUGACAAUUUCACAGAUAAUGUACUACCCCGCAUUGUCAAACAGGGAUAUAAUACUAUUCAGUUAAUGGCCAUCAUGGAACAUGCUUACUAUGCCAGUUUUGGUUAUCAAGUGACCAGUUUCUUUGCUGCUUCCAGCAGAUUUGGCACUCCUGAAGCACUAAAACGUCUAAUAGAUACAGCUCAUGGAUUGGGCCUUACCGUUUUAUUGGAUUUAGUUCAUUCUCACGCAUCUAAAAACGUCAUGGAUGGGUUGAAUAUGUUUGAUGGCACGGAUUCUUGUUAUUUCCAUUCCCUUCCUAAAGGCGAACAUCCACUCUGGGAUUCUAGGCUAUUUAAUUAUUCUCAGUUUGAGGUAUUGAAAUUCUUGCUCUCCAACAUCAGGUGGUGGCUAGAUGAGUAUAAAUUUGACGGUUUCCGAUUCGAUGGAGUCACAUCCAUGUUAUAUCAUUCCAGAGGUAUUGGCCAAGGAUUUAGUGGACAUUAUGACGAAUAUUUUGGCAUGGGUGUUGAUACAGAUGGUAUAGUUUAUUUGAUGCUUGCAAAUCACACUGUGCACACACUGCAUCCAGAUAACAUCACCAUUGCAGAAGACGUAUCUGGUAUGCCCGGUGUUUGUCGUCCAGUUGAAGAAGGAUGUAUGGGAUUCGAUUAUCGUUUAUCUAUGGCGAUCCCUGAUAAUUGGAUUAAGCUUCUCAAGGAAGUUAGGGAUGAAGACUGGAAAAUGGGUGAUAUUGUCCACAUCCUCACAAACCGCCGAUGGAUGGAAUCAAAUGUCGCAUACGCCGAAUCUCACGAUCAAGCUCUUGUUGGAGACAAAACCCUUGCCUUUUGGCUAAUGGACAAAGAAAUGUAUACUCAUAUGAGUACACUAUCAGAGCCGUCAGCUAUUAUCGAUAGAGGUCUAGCUUUGCACAAAAUGAUUCGGUUCCUGACUCACGCUCUAGGAGGUGAAGCUUGGUUGAAUUUUAUAGGAAACGAAUUUGGCCAUCCCGAGUGGCUAGAUUUUCCACGAGAAGGUAACAAUAGCUCUUAUCAUUAUGCUAGAAGACAAUGGAAUUUAGUUGAUGAUGAUUCGCUCAGAUACAAGUUUCUCAAUAAUUGGGAUCGAGCUAUGAAUGAAGGUGAAGAGAAAUAUGGUUGGUUAUCAGCUGGGGCCGGCUACGUGAGCACAAAACAUGAAGAUGACAAAGUUAUUGUUUUUGAAAGAGCCGGCUGCAUCUUUGCAUUUAAUUUUCAUCCAACCAAGAGCUUUGCAGAUUACAAGAUUGGUGUUAACAACAGUGGAACUUACAAAGUAGUCUUUAAUUCCGAUGAGGGGAGAUUUGGAGGCUUUCAUCGUAUUGAUAGUUCUGUUGAGGGUCAUGCAGUUAAAGAGAAUUAUAAUGGAAGGAGUCACACUCUAAUGAUUUAUAUCCCAAGCCGUACCUGUUUGUGCAUGGCCAAUAUGUGAACUUCCCAGAUGUCACUGUUUUGUUUUUGAAUUACUUAGUUUACAAUUGUUUUUUUGUACUGAAAUUAAUGUUCCUCAAUAACAUGAGAUUGUUGAAAAUGUUUUUGAAUCUGACUUAGCCAGAUACUAGAUUUAAGUUUAUAUUAGUUAUUACUUCCUUCAGAUAUUUAUUUAUGUAUAUUAAUUGAAAAGUGGGUGAAUAAAAAUAUAUUUUUUCAUUGAAAUUGGUAGUCUUCCAA